Molecule: messenger RNA, 3808 nt
Organism: Rhagoletis pomonella (apple maggot)
Lineage: Eukaryota; Metazoa; Arthropoda; Insecta; Diptera; Tephritidae
Product: neurogenic protein mastermind
Exons: 4
Coding region: 145-3141 (998 amino acids)
Biological process (GO): embryonic hindgut morphogenesis; regulation of transcription by RNA polymerase II; embryonic pattern specification
Cellular component (GO): nucleus
Molecular function (GO): DNA-binding transcription factor activity, RNA polymerase II-specific; RNA polymerase II transcription regulatory region sequence-specific DNA binding
Source: RefSeq, a predicted model, not a curated record
AAUUCGUCAACAAAUUCCACAGCAUUGAAAAUAUACUGUAGCAACAAAUAUUAUCCGGACAUUGAAUAGCAACCGCCUUCCUUGCACACCGCUCGUACAUCGCUGCGCCCCAACGGAUGCGCGGCGCUACGUCACAGCCACUAAAUGAUUGGCACGGAUGAAAUGUCAUCCACUGGCAUGGAUAUAUCGGAAUCCUUUCGUGCAGAGGAUCUUACAAAAACGGAUUUUUUCGAUUUCGUCACAGCGCCCGACAUGGGCAUCGGCAUCGGUGUCGGCGCAGAUGUGGUCGACAUCGGUAUGGGUGUGGGUAGCUUGCAUGCGGGCAAUGCAAGUGGCGGCCCACACCAGCAGCAUCAGCAACAACAUUCACAUCAUCAUCAGCACAGUAGUCACCACCAUCAACAGCAACAGCAACAGCAACAGCAGCAGCAGCAGCAUGCGCAUCAUCAGCAACAACAACACAGUCAUGAACAAAGCAAUAGUUUAGCGGGUAGUAUGCCACACGAUGGUGGAGGUGGCAGCGGCGGCGGUAGUGGUGGUGGCGGUGGUGGUGGCAGUGGUGGUGUCGGUGGCGGUGUCGCUGGCCGUGUUAGUACCCCAGGCAAUGCCAACAGUUGCAUAGAUGGCUCAGAUGGUAAUAGUAAUGGCACCAGCAGUGAUCCGACGUUGCAGGGCUAUGAGUUUUGGCACACUGACAAAGAUGCGACCAGUCGUUUGGAUGCCACCAUCUUCGAAGACCUCGACCGCUAUUGUUGGCAGCAGCAGGCCGUUUCCGCUGCAGCGGCAUCACCAGUCGCCACAACAACAACAGCAACCACACACCAACAUCGCUCCACACCCGCUAACAGUACACCGCAUUCCGCGCACCUACACAGUCCAACAUCACCAAGUCAUACGCAACAACAGCAUCUACACCAUCAGCCACAUCAUCAACAUUUGCACUCGCAACAACAACAACAACAGCGACAAAUGUCACUCAACAACAGCAGUUCCUGUGCACAAAGUGCCAAUCAAUCCACAAACAGCAAUGCGCCAAAUAAUAGCCAUAGCAACAACAACAACAUAAAUAGCAACAGCAAUGGCAGCAGCAGCAGCAUGGCGGUGGACAAUGCCGAUGGACAAAUUUACACAAUCACAGUAUUAAAUGGCAAUGAGCCAUGGCUGAAGCGAGAACCAGAGAAUCCAGCUGGCCAAUUGUCCAGCACACUGGAUCUGGAUUGUCUGUUGGGUAGCUUUCCGGGUUACAUAAAAUCAGAGUAUCCCUACGAUGAGAAUCCAGGCGGCUAUGGCACAGCGGAGGGCAGCGGUAGAGAUGGUAGCGGUAGUGGUGAUAUGGUCAAUAGUCUGGGAAUGGGAACGACGGGUAGUGCGGCGAGUAUGCAUGGCGGUGGUGGCGGCAGUGGGAGUGGUUUAAAUAGUCAAAGAUUGCCUUCGCUGGUGACGGCGAUAUCGAUAGCUAGUGGUAUUGGUGGAGUGGGUGGUGUGGGUGGUGUGGCGAAUUCGACGCACUCGCAGUUGGCACAAUUUCAGAACAACAACAAUGACUGGCAUAUGGCCGAUCAUAAUGCUGAACAGAAUUCCGCUGAGUCUUUGCUGCGUAGUGCCCUCCAAGGUAAGGGUUAUUCCAAAGGUAUACACAUGCAAAAUGGCAUCUCACUAUUGCCUUCAUCACCCACAGUUAAAGAGGACGAAAUGCGGCGGCUGCUUUUUCCGCCAGAUACGGACACACUUUCCUUUGGCGACUCAGGCCUCAGCGCAGCACAAAUGUUCGACGAUACACAUCCUUCGCAUUUGGUGGGCAGCCAACAUCCGAACGGCAGUAUGGGCGUGCCAUCAGGCGGCAAUGCUGCCAACAGCACCGGCGUGUCCAGCCUCAUGGUCGACGAUAUGUUCCUAUCGCUAGAAAGUGCCUUCAGCGACGACUUUGACAAAAUCAAACGCAUCGCCAACGAAGUUGAACAAUUCUGUUCACCCACAUCCCGAGGCGAUUAUGGCAGCAGCGAUGUGUUGAUGCAAAUGUCGCCAGCUGCCGGUGUGGGUGCGACAAGUGCAAGUGUGCAACAACUGCAGCAGCACCAGCAACUGCACUCACCCGCAACAACACCCACAAGCAUGACACAUCAGCAGCAGCAGCAGCAGCAACAAUUAUCGCCAUUGCCACAAACGGCUGUACCUGCGCUACAUAUGCCCAACCCGCAACAACGCGCGCUACACGCACAACCCCAAACAGCUACAAGCAAGUCAGCGUCCGCAACGAGCGGCGGUAGCGGCAGCGGCACCACCAAAGUGACCAAGAAGUACAAGCGCUCGACGUCGAGUGCGCACCACCACAACAACAACAACAACAAUCCCAAUGUGAUAAAUCACAAUAGCAACAACAGUGGCACUACGAGUGGCGGAAACAACAGCAGCGUUGGUGGUGGCGGCGGCAACAGCGCUGCGAAUGGCACAAAUGGCCCAGCCAGCGGCGGCAGCAGUUCCAGCAACAGCAGCAACAGUCCCACACACUGCAAUGGACAGCGUAAAGAGCGUUCGCUACACUAUUGCUCCAUCUGCUCGAAGGGCUUCAAGGACAAAUAUUCGGUGAAUGUGCACAUACGAACACACACCGGCGAGAAGCCCUUCACCUGCUCGCUCUGUGGCAAGAGUUUCCGCCAGAAAGCGCAUCUGGCCAAGCACUACCAAACGCACAUGGCGCAGAAGCACAAUGGCGGACUGGUGAAAGGUGGUGGUGGUGGUGGAGGCGGCGGCGGCGGCGGCGGCGGUGGCAGCGGUGGUAGCGGUGGUGGCGGUAGCAGUUCUAGUAAACAUCAGCGUGCAUCUGCAGCAGCAGCAGCAGCAGCGGCGGCGGCUGCAGCGGCAGCGCAAUCAGCUGCUAGUAGUGGUGUGGCAGGAAUAGUAGGCAGCAGCAGCUUAUCGAUUGUGCCUAAUAGCUGCGCUGGCAGCGUAGUAGCGGCGGCUGUACAUCAACGUCAGCUGAGUGUGGCCACAUCGCUGGGGUUGGCUGCUGGCGGUGUACGCGCUGUGGCCGGCGGUGUUGUCUCCUCGCUAGCUGUUGGCGGACCAAUGAAUGGACCCGCUCUUGCUGCCGUGAAUGCCAAUGUCUUGCCACCAGCAAAUGGCUUGCUGACGAAUAGGUAAAAGUACGUUAAUUAACAGUGAUUGAUUUUUACAUAUGUAGCUCCUUAAAUCAAGUUCAUUUUAUUACAAACAUAAUUCUCUCUUGUUCCUAAUGCUCAAAACAAAUACUCCUAUGCACAAAUACUGCUAUUGCCACAUACAAUGUUUGUAUGUGUAUACUCACAUAUUGCUACUACUACUAGUUUCCCUAUCUGUUUAUUCUAGUUUAAAGCUAAAUUGAAACUUAAAAUAUUUAAGCUUAGCAUAUUUUUAGAUGUCAAAGUGCCUAAUACUUUAUAAAUAGUCCUACUUAUUCGUGAAUAUUUUACUUUACAACUUCUAACUCAUCGAAUUUAUCUGUGCAUUCCUAUAAACUACAUAUAUAUAUAAUGAAUAGGUAUAUAGGUUCAUACAUAAGUUUAAAUUGAAAGGUAUUGAUUCAAGUUUGGGAGAUCUUUUUAAAAAACUUGUUUAAUUGCACAGUGCAACAAUCAAAUAAUGAUGGCAUCAAGGUCAAUUGCAUUCAUUUCGGGGGAUCAAAAUGUGAAUAAAUACCAAAGGACUUGCAAAAGUUGUUUACCAUUUAAAUAUUUAUAUCCAAAAGUGGAAUUUACUCUUCAAAAUAGUUCAGAGCCGUCACUGAAUUGAGUAAUACAGAUUUUUUUUUGCUGACAUUUCGAGCUACAAA